Messenger RNA from Spizellomyces punctatus DAOM BR117, 1024 nucleotides. RefSeq lists its product as uncharacterized. Lineage: Eukaryota; Fungi; Chytridiomycota; Chytridiomycetes; Spizellomycetales; Spizellomycetaceae. The coding region runs from base 1 to 804 and encodes 267 amino acids. The record is from RefSeq and is a predicted model, not a curated record. The transcript has 6 exons.
AUGGAGAAUCGCGUGGGGCUACACCAAGAUGAUGACUGGACAUAUGAACUGAUUGUGCGUCAGCAACCUAUUCGAGCACGAAUGUGCGGAUUUGCGAAAACUUUGGAGCGUCGAUUAAUUGACCCUCCACCAAUAUUAGAACUCAUUCAGAGCAGAGGCGGUGUGCCGGUUGGUGUUGACUACGAAAAUGGCACUGCAUUCAUAUGCCAUGCGAGUCUUCGUGCCGAAGACGGUGAGACAGAUCGCUCCUUUGUCGUUCGGUCUCUCAACCCACCAGAAGACUAUCGAGCGGAUGCCCAGAAAAUGACCAGGCGUCCAUCGCUCGAUUACCCAGCAUACGCAUCAAACUCUCACCGGCCUGCUUACCGAUCACCACCCUCGACAACCGCCACGGCAUCACCACAGGAAACAUCGACACCUGAUGAGACAGUGUACAAGACAUUGGUUGGAGGGGUCGUCGUACCAUGCUCGUUCCUUCACGACCUUCAAGGCCGCCCAGGAAUGUACUUUGUAUUCCACGAUCUCAAUAUACGGACAAGAGGAAUAUACCGGUUACAUUUCGCAGUCAUGAGCCUGAAGGGAUACCUACCAAUGUCCCGUGCGAUGGCCACCGUUGUGAGCGAACCAUUCGAGGUUUUCACACCCGCUUUCUUUCCCGGUACAAUGGAGUCAACGGAGCUUUCGCGAGCGUUCGCUCGCCAAGGGGUCCCAAUACAUUUGCGGCAAGACUACUCGGCAAUACGACUCCAACCGUUUCACAAGCCAAAGCGAGCGGCCGCAGAGAAUAAUGGCGCGGAAGAGUAAUAUGGGCGCAAAAACAACCUUCUGGAAGGACUGUGAAGCAGUGUGCAAUCUUAUACCAACCUACCGCACGACUUUACAGCCAUUUCCAUGCGACCGCAAUAGACUUUGUAGAUAUUUUUGAAAUAUUUCUCGGUUGCGCUGGGGGAUAUGGCUUUUUUCUUUGUGUUUUCCUUGUAAAUGUUUAAUAGCAAUUGUAUUGAGUUUGUUGAAUUGAACCAGC